This is a messenger RNA of Eruca vesicaria subsp. sativa (arugula), 483 nucleotides long. Lineage: Eukaryota; Viridiplantae; Streptophyta; Magnoliopsida; Brassicales; Brassicaceae. The record is from the annotation of a GenBank genome assembly.
CUUCAAAGGACAAAACUCAAAAGGAUCAAUCAACGGCAAUAAUGGCGAAGAAUAAUCCAUACGUAUACACAAAGAUGGAGAAAGAAGAUCCCCAAGAGUUAAUUCACAGAAGAGCUCAGUUUCUAAUUGAGAAGGUUUUAGACCGGGCAGACAACAGAACAAGACAGCAGCAACAGAGGAAGAGGUCAUCUGGACCGUUGAUUAUAAUCAGAGUAGCUGGAAUAAGAAUGAGAAUCGGUAAGAAGCUAAGGAAGCUGAGGAAGAACAAUAGUUGCGUUUGCAAAAAUCUUAUCUCUCGUUUCAUCAAAUCGUUUAAACGCUUGUUGUCGUCCUCGUCUUCUUCACGAACUAUCUCGGAUCUUCCUCCUCUAUACUCUCUUCAAGUUUGAUGAUCAUAAACUGUUUUUUGUUUUAAUAUUUUCCUAUAUAAUAUACAUCGAUUCCCUUCAACUAUAUUAUACACGUAAAUCAUGUUCUCUGUCG